Scheffersomyces stipitis CBS 6054 is the source of this 777-nucleotide messenger RNA. Its product is annotated as Smc5-Smc6 complex subunit. Gene Ontology annotation, biological process: DNA repair. The record is from RefSeq and is a predicted model, not a curated record. Lineage: Eukaryota; Fungi; Ascomycota; Pichiomycetes; Serinales; Debaryomycetaceae. The transcript has 2 exons. Gene Ontology annotation, cellular component: nucleus. The annotation marks the transcript as partial.
GAAUCUGAGAUCCAGAGUACUGUCAACCGAGUAGUAAGGUUGAUACUAGGACGGGAGUUGAAGAGCCAGUUUAUCAGAAGAGAAAAGAUUUCCCUGGAAGUAAAUACGAAAAGACAUGGACUCGAUUUGAUAAUCAAGAGAGUAAAUGCUGAAUUGGAGAAGGUCUAUGGGUUGACUCUAGUUGAAACACCUCCCGAGAAAAAGUCCAGAGUGACGAAAACAACCAAUGUUAAGGUCAAACAACCUUUUGCUAUAGUGAGCUGUCUUGAACCUAAGUCCAAGAAAGUAUUGGGAGAGUUGUGGCAAACUUCUACCAACGUCAAUCCAGAGGCAGAUGCGCAUGGAAGUAAAUACUUCGUUCCCAAGUAUAAAAAAACCGAAGGUCCCCUCUCAAAUAUCGAGCUUGUAAGAACUGGAAUCAUGUUGUACAUAGUGUCGAUGUUGAUUUUGGCAGAGAACUACCUUCUGGAAGAUGACUUGGAAAGAGGCAUGGAGAGAAUGGGAAUAUCCAAAGAUCUGAAUAAGCGUAACAGCAACUUGGGUAUGAAUUUACAGGAAUUGGUUAGUGAUUUGAUCAAGAAGGAUUAUAUCAACAAAGAGGUAUCUAAAGGUACGGUGGAGUCGGAAAACCGGGUUAUCUAUUCUCUUGGGAGACGGUCUCUUGUAGAAUUUCCGCCACAGGCUGUAGUAGAAUAUGUCAGAGUCCUCUACGGUGAGAAAUUUAAUGCCGAUCAAACAGUCAUGACAAUAGAAAGGACAUAUGGAGUUAAGCUAGAG